Molecule: messenger RNA, 462 nt
Organism: Monoraphidium neglectum
Lineage: Eukaryota; Viridiplantae; Chlorophyta; Chlorophyceae; Sphaeropleales; Selenastraceae
Product: glutathione reductase (NADPH)
Exons: 7
Coding region: 1-462 (153 amino acids)
Biological process (GO): glutathione metabolic process; cell redox homeostasis; cellular response to oxidative stress
Cellular component (GO): mitochondrion; cytosol
Molecular function (GO): flavin adenine dinucleotide binding; glutathione-disulfide reductase (NADPH) activity
Source: RefSeq, a predicted model, not a curated record
AUGAGGAGUGUCGUGCCCAGGAUCGAGAAGCUGGCCGAAGACCACUACGCGGUGACGUGCAAGAAGUCUGGGGGCUCUGAGGAGCGCGUGCUGGAGGUGGGGCUGGUGAUGAUGGCCACGGGGCGCAAGCCCAAGACGGCGGGCGUAGGCCUCGAGGACGUGGGUGUGGAGCUGGCGGGUGACGGGUCCAUCAAGGUGGACGAGUUCAGCCGCACCAACGUGCCCAGCGUGUGGGCCAUCGGUGAUGUCACCAACCGCAUCAACCUCACGCCCGUGGCCCUAAUGGAGGGCAUGGCCCUGGCCAAGACCAUUUUUGGAGGGGAACCCACCAAGCCCGACUAUCAGUUCGUGGCCAGCGCGGUCUUCUGCCAGCCGCCCCUCGCAUCCGUCGGGUACUCCGAGGAGGAAGCUGUGGCGAAGCUGGCCGGCCCCGUGGACGUCUACUCCAGCAACAACCACUAG